Penicillium angulare is the source of this 648-nucleotide messenger RNA. RefSeq lists its product as uncharacterized. The transcript has a single exon. The record is from RefSeq and is a predicted model, not a curated record. NCBI's taxonomy places the organism in Eukaryota, Fungi, Ascomycota, Eurotiomycetes, Eurotiales, Aspergillaceae. Bases 1 to 648 code for a protein of 215 amino acids.
AUGAUUAACUUGCGUCGCCCGACAUUCAACUUCAGUCACCCUUGCCGAGAUGAAAUUGAUCUGGACUUGGACCUUGACGAGAUCUGGAGGCUAAUAUGCACCAUGUCAGCUGGCCCACCUUACGUUGAGUAUGAUGGCGAGCUGCUUACCGAAGAACCCUUAGAGGCGACAAAUUGCCCUCACUGCCGGUACUACUCCACGGCCAACUGUUUCCUUUAUUCUAAUUCCUCGGCUUCCUGCUUUUUUGAGUGGCCCGGGCCCGAUCCCCUCUCUACUGCGGCAUGCAUUGAUGAGAUUUUUGAUUUGAUGCUGCCCAGGCGGGACCUUCAAAUGGCACAUGUCCUCGAGUUUCGCCUUCUAAGACUGGAUCCAUGUACCGGAGAGACGAUUGCGCAGGAUAUCCUUUUCUUAUCGCGAGUCGAGACCUUCCUGGAGAAUCUUCACCGCUUGCAGGCACAGAUCUUUGACAUACUUCGCCUUACUGCAGUGGGAAUCCGCGUGUCAUCAUUCCGACUGCUGGUGGAACCGCUCGCGAGGACUCUCGCUUUUCACGGUGAGGUAUCUAGCCUGGGCACUGAUCGCGCGAGUGUUCGGAUGCUCUUAGAUCCUGCUCUUUUUGUGCAGAACUUGACUGCAAACUAUCGUUAA